Molecule: messenger RNA, 1050 nt
Organism: Lindgomyces ingoldianus
Lineage: Eukaryota; Fungi; Ascomycota; Dothideomycetes; Pleosporales; Lindgomycetaceae
Exons: 2
Coding region: 170-1003 (277 amino acids)
Source: RefSeq, a predicted model, not a curated record
CCCACUGGUAUCAAGUAAUCAAGCACUCAGACCUCUCGUCUCGCACCCAAAGCACAGCAACUCCCGUCGCAGAGGGAAACAAGCGCUUAUCGUCGGACGACGCUGGGCUAGGUUGAAGGUUGGAUAAUUUUGCUACUGAUUGAUCGUCGGCGCUCCGGUGGGAUGGGGGAUGGCGGAGGUUGUAGCUCCCACAGGCCAAGCCCAGCAUCAGCAUUCACCGCGACAACCGCAGCACCAACAGCAGCAACAACAACAGCAGCAACAGGAGCAACAACAGCAGCAACAGGAGCAACAACACCACCAGCACCAUCAGCACCAGCUCGAUACACCUUCGCUCCCUCAUGGCAAGAAACGCGCAGCCGAGAACGGGCUGGAAAAUGAGCAGCGGCUGAGCAAGCGAUUCGAUCUUCUGAACUUAGUCGACAGCAAUGGCACACGUCUGUACAUCCCCGUCCCCGGGUCGUCCUCUGCCGCCUCUCUGCACACCCCAUCCCCGUCUUCGAAACCAUCCCCGAAACCCGUGGCACCCGUGACGCAAAAGAAACACCACCGGAAACCACGCCCGUCCCCUCCAGACGACUGCAUGCAAGUCGAGGACACCCCGCACCGAGUCUACAUCCAUGAUCUCGCCGCUGAGCUUUCCGACAUCGAGUCGGAUGAGGAGAACCCCAUCUUCUUGUCCGAUAUCGAGAAACACCUCGCCAAGAUCCCGAAGCAUGUUUUGACCGGGCCAGAACCAAGGCCAACUAGGGAUAAUCAAUUGGUGCUGUACAGCGUCCCGUCCUCGCUGACGGUGCCGGAGAAGCAGGAUAAUGUGCGGAAGGCUAUCGUCGAGGCGAGGGCAAGGGUGAGGGAGAAGCAGGUGAAUACCGUUGAGGAGCCUGAUCGUGUAAACAAUGCCAACAGCGUAACUGUAGGGAAUGUAGGAAAUGAGAAGCCUGUGCAGGAGGACAUGUUCGUGGAGGCUGAAGAUCCUGAUGCUAUGGACAUCGAUGAUUAUUGACUUCCGAGCCUUGGAUACCUGCAUAAUAGAAUAUAGCAUCCCACGUU